ACCUUCACUACGGCCAUGGCGGACUCAAUGCCCCAGGUACAAAUCGAGCUCCCAGGAGACGUCGAGAUGGAGGAAUCAACAGCCCCAGCAGCAGAAGAAGACCCUUCAGCAGAAACGACCAAGGAGGAAGAGAAGGAUAAAGAGUCAGGGGACCAGGAAACACAGCCGCCAGCCGAACCCGAAGUCCACAGCCAGCAGGCGGUUUUCCUCAAGUAUGCACAGCUCCGCUCCACAGCAUAUAGCAUUUAG
Trichophyton verrucosum HKI 0517 is the source of this 249-nucleotide messenger RNA. RefSeq lists its product as uncharacterized. The record is from RefSeq and is a predicted model, not a curated record. The annotation marks the transcript as partial. NCBI's taxonomy places the organism in Eukaryota, Fungi, Ascomycota, Eurotiomycetes, Onygenales, Arthrodermataceae. The transcript has a single exon.